AAUGUAACGACAUCCAAUGUCUAUGGUUUAACCAAAAUAAUCAGAAGCAGAACUUUUAAAUUAAAUAAACUCAUUAAAAUCAGAACUUUCCUUCCAAGUAAAUGCAAGUAAUUUAUAAUUUAAUAUUUUAAUAGAUGGGAGAUUAUCUAAGGAACUUAAUGAAUGUUUAAAACGUUUGGGAAUUACUCGAGUUGACGUGAUUCAUCAAGACAUCAAUCAUCAAACUGAUUUAUCUUAUUUAGCUCCCUUAUUUAUUGUAUAUGAAGAACAUAUUAAAAAUUAUGAUGUAAUACUUCAAAAGUUAAUGGAUGAUCUAGGAGCAAUGGAUGCCAGAAUAUAGAUGGUCAAUGAUGAUAAUACAUUUCUUAGAAAAUAAUUACAGGAGAAGAAUGAAUAGUUUCUUCGUUUGUAUUAAUAAGGUGGAAGUGCUAGUAAUAUCAAAACUGUUUUUAAUGAGUUGGAGAGGGAAGAUUUAGAGGAGAGGAUUAGGUUAUUGAAUGAAGAGAACAGCAUAUAUGUCAAUAAAUUAAAAUAAUAUGAAGGAUAGAUAUAUGAUCUUUAAUAAAAAAAUGAUUCAUUCAUUAGAAAUGAAUAAUAAUAUUUAAAUUAAUUGCAGGAAUUAAAAUAAUUGAAUUAAUAAUUAGAAAUUGGAUAAGAUGACUUAAAGAUUAAACUUGAUAUAUUAGAAAAUAAAUUCUAAAAUUAAACAUAAUUAGUAGCUAUUACUGAAGAGGAGAAAACAGAAUAUAUUCAAAGAUUCAGUAAAAGUGAAAAUGAAAAUAAAGUGUUGAAACAUUAGAAUUAGAAUUUAAAACAAGAAAUUGUAAAUCUUUAAAAUAAAGGUUAAUUAAGUCAAACUGAAUUAUAAAAGGAAUUAGAAGAAUUGCAAAAGAAAGAAAGAGAAUUAUUUGAUAAAUAAGUUCAUGAUGAAAGAGAAAUUGAUUAAUUAAGGGAUGAAAAUAGAGCAUUAAAGAGAGAAUUAGAUUAAAAUAAGAGUAAUUUAGAAUAAACAAUUAAAAUGAUGGAUAACUAUGAAAAUAAAAUCUAAAUCUUAUUAAAGAAAGAAGACAAUUAUAAAAUUUUAACUAAGCAAUUAAAAGAAGAAAGGGAAAAUGCUGUAAUGGAAAAAGAUAGAUAUUAAUUAAAAGAAUAAUAAUUUGAUUAGACUUUAUAAAAUCAAAUGACUAAACAUAGAGAAGAUAUAAUGUAAUUAAAAGAAAACUUUGAUAAACAAUCAGAUAGUCUAAAAAAUAGAUAUAAAAUAAUUAUUGAAUAAAGAGAGGAUGAAAUUCAUAGAUUAAAUGAAGAAGCAAAUUAAAUUACAACUUUAAAUGAUAGAUUAACAAAAGAAAUAAAGAGUUUAAAAAUAGAAAUUACUCGUAUGGAAAAUGGGUUAAAAUAAGAUAUUGUAACUAAUUAUUAAUAAACUGAUGAUUUACAAAGACAAAUUAGUGAAUUGACAGAAAAAAAUACAUUACUUGAGUAAAAAUUAACUGAUCAAGAAGCAGAAUUUAAUUUAGCAAAACAAUCUCAUGAUUCUUAUGUUAAAACGUUAACUAAUAAUAAUGCAGACUUAAAAUAAAAUUUAGAACACACUAGAUCUGAAUUAACCAGUCGAACAUAAGAACUUUCAACUUAGAAAGGCAAAAUCAAUUCAUUAACUAGAUAAUGUUAAAAUUAAUUAGAAGAAAUUGCAAAAACAAAAAGACAUUAUGAAACAAGAUUAGAAUAAAUUUAAGAUGAUUAUACUUAUAAAAUAAAGAAUCUUUAAUUAUAGAUGGAAGAUGCUAUUAAUAGGGAACGAUAAAGCAGAGAAAAAUCAGUUAAAUUAUUAUAAGAUUAUGAUAAAAUUGAAGAGAAACUUAAAGUAGAGUAUAAUUCAAGAAUUUUAGAAUUAGAAACAACAAUUAAUAAUUUAAAGAGUAUGAAUCAUCAAUUAACUUUAAAGUAAGUUUUUCAUUUAUAUUUUAGAUUAAAUGAAAUAAGGAAUGUUUCAUAUAUGAACAAAGUAGAAAAUUAAACACUAAGGAAAUGA
Messenger RNA from Paramecium pentaurelia, 2035 nucleotides. The record is from the annotation of a GenBank genome assembly. Lineage: Eukaryota; Ciliophora; Oligohymenophorea; Peniculida; Parameciidae.